This is a messenger RNA of Sitophilus oryzae (rice weevil), 698 nucleotides long. RefSeq names its product CD209 antigen-like protein E. Gene Ontology annotation, biological process: biological process involved in interspecies interaction between organisms. The transcript is spliced from 4 exons. Gene Ontology annotation, cellular component: external side of plasma membrane. The coding region runs from base 22 to 603 and encodes 193 amino acids. NCBI's taxonomy places the organism in Eukaryota, Metazoa, Arthropoda, Insecta, Coleoptera, Curculionidae. Gene Ontology annotation, molecular function: carbohydrate binding. The record is from RefSeq and is a predicted model, not a curated record.
CGCAUUAGCUACUUCAACAAAAUGAUCUCAAAUUUUAAUAUAGUGUUUUGCGUUUUAUGUGGUUUAUGCGCUUCAGGUUUUGUGCCUACGGUAUACAGUACAUACAUGUUGUCCAUAGAAGCGCUGAAUUGGACAGAUGCUAAAGAAGCCUGUAAUGAGGCUGGUUUGGAGUUGGCUAGUGUUAUAUCCAAUGAAGAGAGAGAUAAUAUUGAAAAAUUUUUAGUGGAGAACAAUCAAAAGCCAGUAGAUAAAUGGUCUGGAUAUUGGCUAGACGGAAUAAGAUACCCUAACGGAACAUUCUACUGGGACACAACAGGAACCGAAGUGGGCGAUGGCGUUGAAAACGGUUUUGUGCUGGGUGAACCCAGCAAUGCUUAUCAAAAAGAACACUGUAUCGAACUGAAAUGGGAUGAUGUCAAUUUAGGCUGGAACGAUUAUUUUUGUGCCGAGAAAAAACGGUACCUGUGCCAAAAUCCAAGAAAAGAAGGUCCUAAAAGCGAAGGAUUGGACGAUUAUAGCUUUUUAGAUGUUCGGAACCCAGAAAAUUUGUCUGAUCAUUUUAGAGAUCCGUUUCCUAGAAGAAUUUAUUUUCCUAGAUUAUAGUAAUUUGCCGUCAUAAAAACACAAAAACGCUCAUGCCAAUGUUAAACAAUUUUAAUAUAAGAUAGACAUUUUAAUAAUUGUUAUUAUAAAAUGAU